AUGGAUCAGCUCGGGAGAGGAGUGUCCUCAGAACUGAAUAAAUCUCCACAGGCAGACUCCACGGGCCAUUGCGACUCGGCGACCUUCUCCAUACGGUGCUCAUCGCGACCCGGCGACCUUCUCCAUACGGUGCUCAUCACAACUCGGCGACCUUCUCCAUACGGUGCUCAUCGCGACUUGGCGACCUUCUCCAUACGGUGCUCAUCGCGACUCACAGAGUGUCGCGUUACGGGUCUCAUCGCGACUCGGAGAGUGUCGCGUUACGGGUCUCAUCGCGACUCGCAGAGUGUCGCGUUACGGGUCUCAUCGCGACUCGCAGAGUGUCGCGUUACGGUUCUCAUCACGACUCGUGAGUGUCGCGUUACGGGUCUCAUCACGACUCGAGAGUGUCGCGUUACGGGUCUCAUCACGACUCGAGAGUGUCGCGUUACGGUUCUCAUCGCGACUCGUGAGUGUCGCGUUACGGGUCUCAUCGCGACUCGUGAGUGUCGCGUUACGGGUCUCAUCGCGACUCGAGAGUGUCGCGUUACGGUUCUCAUCGCGACUCGUGAGUGUCGCGUUACGGGUCUCAUCGCGACUCGAGAGUGUCGCGUUACGGUUCUCAUCGCGACUCGUGAGUGUCGCGUUACGGUUCUCAUCGCGACUCGUGAGUGUCGCGUUACGGGUCUCAUCGCGACUCGUGAGUGUCGCGUUACGGUUCUCAUCGCGACUCGUGAGUGUCGCGUUACGGGUCUCAUCGCGACUCGAGAGUGUCGCGUUACGGGUCUCAUCGCGACUCGAGAGUGUCGCGUUACGGUUCUCAUCGCGACUCGAGAGUGUCGCGUUACGGUUCUCAUCGCGACUCGAGAGUGUCGCGUUACGGGUCUCAUCGCGACUCGCAGAGUGUCGCGUUACGGGUCUCAUCGCGACUCGCAGAGUGUCGCGUUACGGGUCUCAUCGCGACUCGCAGAGUGUCACGUUACGGGUCUCAUCGCGACUCGCAGAGUGUCACGUUACGGGUCUCAUCGCGACUCGCAGAGUGUCGUGUUACGGGUCUCAUCGCGACUCGGAGAGUGUCGUGUUACGGUUCUCAUCGCGACUCGGAGAGUGUCGUGUUACGGGUCUCAUCGCGACUCGGAGAGUGUCGUUUUACGGGUCUCAUCGCGACUCGGAGAGUGUCACGUUACGGGUCUCAUCGCGACUCGGAGAGAUCAUUGUGACACGGUGCGCUUUUCGGGACGUGGAGAUCGGUACAAUUGCCGAUCGUCAACGCGAGAGCAGCACUCAGUUGCACGGCCUUUCCAAUGGCUUACUCGUUAAACCAAAGAAUUCAUGGCUUCAUUGAGACGAUACACGCGUGGAGCCAAAGAAUUCACGGCUUCGUUGAGACGAUACACGCGUGGAGCCAAAGAAUUCACGGCUUCCUCGAGACGAUACACGCGUGGAGCCAAAGAAUUCACGGCUUCCUCGAGACGAUACACGCGUGGAGCCAAAGAAUUCACGGCUUCCUCGAGACGAUACACACGUGGAGCCAAAGAAUUCACGGCUUCCUCGAGACGAUACACGCGUGGAGCCAAAGAAUUCACGGCUUCCUCGAGACGAUACACGCGUGGAGCCAAAGAAUUCACGGCUUCCUCGAGACGAUACACGCGUGGAGCCAAAGAAGUCACGGCUUCUUUGAGACAAUACACGCGUGGAGCCAAAGAAGUCACGGCUUCAUUGAGACGAUAUAGGCAUGGAGCCAAAGAAGUCAUCCCGAUUAUUUUUAAGCAUUAUAAAUAAAAAAUGCAUGAAAAAAAUGGUGUGUCUAAUUUUUUUUUAACAAAAUUCCCCUUAAGACAUGGAGCUCAAUGCGAGAUAGUGUUCAUUAUGACAAGGUGCUCACUGGGACACAGAGCUCAGAGCAUGGAGCUUACAGCAGCAGGACGCUCACAGAGGCAUGGAGCUCACAAGGCACAGAGCUCGCUGCAACAGAUUCUUCUCAAGAAUUUCCUGGUACAGGGCUCAAUUCAUUUUACCUUCAAUAUUUUGAAUUCUGCUGGUAGCAUGAGAAUAGAAACAGCCCAAUACCGUGAUGCUUCCACCUCCGAACUUCAUUUUUAGAGUCGUAUGCAGAGAAAACAAUAGAGCAUUGAACAGUUUGAUCUUUGUCUCGUCUGACCUCAUUACAUUCUCCCAGUAACCUACAGGCUUCUCCAAAUGUUCUGUAGCAAGCUUGAAACGAGCUUCAACAUGCCUUUUCUACAGUAAUGGAAUCAAGGCGUGAUGGUGAAUGGAGACUGUAGCAGUAUUGCGCACUGCAUAUUGCUUUCUCUGACGACUGUACUCGCUGCUUCCAGUUCUUUCUGGAGAGCUUUUCGAGUGGUCCUCGGCUCUUGGGCUUCUCCUCUGCGUAACUUUGUCAGCCCUGUCAGAAAUCUUGCGAGGAGCUCCUGCGUGUGGCCGGUUGAUAGUCACCUAAUGGUGCUUAAAGGAACAUUUGGGAGUAAUUCUUUGGAGAGCGCUUUGCUUCUACUCAUCAUGAGAUGUUUCUUGCGCGACAGUUUGGUGACAAAUGAUUUGUUUACUUGUAUUCAGAGGUGGGUUCCCCUUUUCCACAGAGUGGACGUACUAACCUACCAUCAUACACUAACCCAGCUGAUUCUAAUUAGCACAGACUUGUCCAGCGCUAGAAGAACCAGAGAGCUGCUUCACAGAAGAAAGAAGAAGAAGAAGAAGCAGAAGGAGGAAAUGAGGUGCGUAUGAAAAAACUGGUUUACGUGAUGAAUCAUUCCAUUUAUACUUGAAUAAUGUCUCCAAGCUGCAGUUAGCGUUAGCCUAGCAGGUAUAUAUUAUUAGAAUAUAUUACUGAAACAGUGUUAACUUGAAUAACGAAGGCUGCGGUUCACUCUACAGGUAAGUAUUUAAAGACUACACCAUGUUGUUCUAUGCGUUUUGUUCACAGAGAGCUUUUUAGUGAAGCCGUGAGCAGCUGAAUGAUUUCUGAGUUUUUAAUUUAAUCUCUGAUCCAGAAUCCUAAAUUGUGGUGGUCUCCUUUACCUACCGUGUAGUGAUUAGAAAACUAUCAUGAUUCAGUGAUCCCGUGUGUGAAGCUGCUCGGUUUUGUACUCUGUAUAGCAAUAAAAAUACACAACCAUUUUAUCAUGAGAUCUGCUGGACAAUUUAAAAAUAAAUAAAUAAAUCAGAACAAAAUACCUUGUGAGUUUUUCUUUUACUUACUGUCACCUCCUUCACUUCAUCAACUGGAUUCUGUCAAGCAUCUACCGCCAUCUACUGGUGUAAUGAUGUACCAACAAGAACGUGUUGAAAAAUAUCUACUGAGGAAUAAAAAGAAAUACAUAUAAAACUAUAAACACAGAGAUUGACCAGGUUUAUGAAUGAUAAAUGACCUCCUCUUACAAUCUAGGGCUUGUAAAAGAUGACAAAAGUAUCAUAUCAUGAUAUUUUAAGGCAUUUGUAAGAUAUACAAACUGCCAGCAAAACAGAGGUGUUGAAUUUAAAGAUUUGAACAUUGAAAAAACACUUACUGCAUUUUGAGGGGAAAAAUAAAUAACAAUGUUGAUGACCCUGAUAUUAUAAAGUUCACUUGAGAGUGUUUAGCUGCUUCUCCUCUUCAGUCUGAUUUACUUCUGAUCUCCGGUCUUCAUCCAAACCUGUCUCUGUCUAUAUUUAUUCACUUGACACCAUUUUCUAAAGUUAACUAGCUAGCCCUGUAUGUAAAUAAUGUAUAUACGUAGCUAGCACAAGUUAGCCCACAAUCUCUGCUACUUCUCUGUUUCACUGCAAAACGUUUUGUUUACACACUGACUGGGUCUGUUUAUUAAAAUAAAGUUCCUGAUCUUUAUGUGUAACCCUUUCUGAAGAGUGUUGCUGUAAGAGCUGAUAAAAUCACGAUGUUAAUUUUGGGUAAUGGGUAAAGAUGAGGUAAAUUAGCCCAGGGCUGAGGUAAAUCUGGCUAGCUAGGAGAUUAGCUUGAUGGAGUUUAGCUGGCUAGUGAGCUUUUAGGAAGAGAACAGCGGGACAUAAUUGAGUAUUUCUGUACAAUAUUUCACCAUUCACACUCUGACACAUGAGUAGGUUAAUAUUAUGAACCGAAUUCCCCAUGAUAUUCAGCUGAUUUAGCUCUGAGCUCACCUUUUCAACCUUCCUCUUUCUUUCUCCCGCACUUUUCUGAGGUGAAUC
Molecule: messenger RNA, 4161 nt
Organism: Ictalurus punctatus (channel catfish)
Lineage: Eukaryota; Metazoa; Chordata; Actinopteri; Siluriformes; Ictaluridae
Exons: 3
Coding region: 1-1299 (432 amino acids)
Source: RefSeq, a predicted model, not a curated record